GGUGUACUCGACGGUCCUCUCACUAGAGACACUCAGCCUCUUCUCAGGACUUCAUCCAUUCUGCAAUGGCUUUCCUCAACGCUGCCCUUUUCGCCGCCUGCCUGUGCCUGGCCACCGGCCAAGUGAUCCCCCGCAACCCAGUGGUGGCUGCACCUGCCGUGCCCGAGCCAUACGACCCCCACCCACAGUACAGCUACAGCUACGCCGUGCAGGACCCCGUCACCGGGGACACCAAGCAGCAGCAGGAGAGCCGCGACGGAGACGUCGUCCAGGGCAGCUACUCCCUCGUCGAGGCUGACGGCAGCCUGAGGACCGUCGAGUACACCGCUGACCCCGUCAACGGAUUCAACGCCGUCGUCAGCAACAGUGCCACCGGCAUCGUGUCUGCCCCCGCCAAGGUCGCCGCCCCCGCUCCCGUCAUCGCCGCCAAGGCUGCCCCCGUCUACGCACCCGCCCCCGUCUACGCUGCCCCCAAGGUCGCCGCCCCCGUCUACAAGGCUGCCCCCGUUGUGAAGCCCGUCGCUUACAACGCUGCUGCCUACCCCUACAACGCUGCUUACCCUUACAGCGGCUACCCCUACAGUGCCGCCCCCGCAUACGCCUAUGGAGCCGCCCCCGCUGCCUACGCCGCCUACCCCUACUCAGCUGGAUACUCUGGCUACCCCUACACCGCUGGAUACGCUGGCUACCCCAAAUACGCUUACUAGACCUUGCUCUCAAUUCUACCACCAUAACAGCUCUCUUUCUGUACCUAGGUUUCUAUGUAAAUAAAACCAUUCAGUAAA
Molecule: messenger RNA, 785 nt
Organism: Nilaparvata lugens (brown planthopper)
Lineage: Eukaryota; Metazoa; Arthropoda; Insecta; Hemiptera; Delphacidae
Product: cuticle protein 7
Exons: 3
Coding region: 66-707 (213 amino acids)
Cellular component (GO): extracellular matrix
Source: RefSeq, a predicted model, not a curated record